Trichoderma citrinoviride is the source of this 576-nucleotide messenger RNA. RefSeq lists its product as hypothetical. The record is from RefSeq and is a predicted model, not a curated record. Bases 1 to 576 code for a protein of 191 amino acids. The transcript is spliced from 2 exons. NCBI's taxonomy places the organism in Eukaryota, Fungi, Ascomycota, Sordariomycetes, Hypocreales, Hypocreaceae.
AUGUCAACGAGAAGAACCAUCAGCUUCUCCUCCGCCUCCGCCUUCGACGAAUGGCUCCUCCAAGCCGGCUCCUCCACCCUCUCCGGCAUAUGGCUACGCCUCACCAAGAAAUUCAGCAUCUCCAGAUUCCCAUCAAUCACGUACCACGAAGCCGUCGACAUCGCCCUCUGCCACGGCUGGAUCGACGGCCAGCGCAAGUCGCUCGACGAAACAUUCUUCCUGCAGCGCUUCACGCCUCGUCGACCCCGCAGCCUGUGGUCGCGCCGCAACGUCCAGCGCGUCGAGAUGCUGAUGGCGGAGGGCCGUAUGAAGCCCGCGGGCGUGGCGGCGGUAGAAGCUGCAAAGGAGGAUGGGCGCUGGGAGAGGGCGUACGCGGGGCCGGCGGCAAUGGAGGUUCCUGGAGACUUUGAGGACGCGUUGGCGGGCAAUGAGGCUGCCAGGGCGGCGUUUCAGGGGCUGAGCAAGGCGCAGAGAUAUUCAUUUCUGUGGCGCAUCCAGACGGCUGUCAAGAGCGAGACAAGGAGGCGUAGGAUUAGGGAGUUUGUCGACCUCUUGGCCGAGGGAAAGACGUUGUGA